GCGGUCGCACGUACGACUCGCUCCGCCGAAGCUCCUUUGCAAAACUUUCCGUAGUUUGCAUUAAAAUCUUAAAAGCAUUUUGAAGGUUAAACUCUGUGCUGAAGUUGGUGAAUGAGUUCGUAAUUGAAUUGAGUUGAGUUUAGUUUGUGUGAGAUCUGUGUUAGUGCGUUAUUUUUGAGUUUAUUGGACGCAUUAAUGACGAAUUAAUUGAUGUGGGAGUUAGCCAUGACUUUGGAACUCCAAGGAUUAUUAACUUAAGGUCGAGGCAUCGCCCGUGAGCAUGCCGUCUCCGGACAACCGCAAACAAGGCCGCAACUGGCUGGAGACGAUGGUGGAACUGCCGUCGGGAAUCGGCGAAGAAGAUGUCACCACUGAACACACGCGGGGGUGCGGCGAGGGCACGCGGGAGGGGGAGGGGGAGGAGGCGCGCCCCCCCGACGGAGAGCGGCUCCCUGGGGACGGAGCCAGCUGCUCAGCGCCCGACGACCAGCACCGCAUUAGCGACGAUGAUUCGUCGAACGGGAUACGCACAUUUGGUACAGAUAAAGAUCCAGUAUCAACAGAAGGCAUCCUACGGACGGGGCGAUACUACAAAGGAAUAUAUUGGCCUUCUCUCACAAAUAGUUUUAAGGACGAAGCAGUGGAGUCAUCAUACCAAAGGUAUUCCAGACGCCAAAGACAGAAGUCCCUCAUCAUGGUCAACGUGGUGGACCUAGCUCUCAAAAUAUCUCUCUCUAUAAUUUACACGUUAAGCAAUAGAGGAAACGCAGCAGAAUCUAUAGUAGACGCAUACCGGAUAGCAUGGACGGUGGCGUUCUCGUGGCUGAACGUGGGCGUCUGCCUGCUGGGCUGGUGGCGUUGUUUCGCCAACAACUACCUGCACUGGGCCGCCGCCGCCACCUGGAUCCUCCUCAUCGCACAAGGCCUGGGCGGGCAGGGCAUCGGCUUUGACGCGCCCGAGAGUCAAGUAUGGUACAUGCUGUUCAUCGUGUUCGUGCCGUACGCGAUGCUGCCUCUGUCUCUUGGAUGGUGCAUCGUCAUCGGGGUCCUGUCUUCAGUGGCUCACGUACUGGCCACCGCCGUGGAGAUAAAGGAGAUUAUGGAUAAAAAUACUUUGGCGGCACAUUCCUGCGGCAUGAGACUGCUUGUCAGCAAUGCACUGUUAUACAGUGCUGUUAACUUUGCUGGCAUGUACGCUAAGUACCUCGCCGAUUGGGGCCAGAGGAAAGCAUUUCUGGAAACCCACCGAUCCAUGGUCACCAGACAAAGAACGAAGAGGGAAAGUGACCGACAGUGGAAGCUAUUCCAAAGUGUGAUACCAGACUUUCUGGCUCGGGAAAUAUACAAUCACGUUUCUCGAGUGAGGGGUGAAUUUCAAGAGCAGCAGUUCAACAAUUUAUACAUACAGAGGCAUCAGGACGUCUCCAUUCUUUACGCCGAUAUCAAAGGAUUUACUGAAUUAUCAAGCAAAUGCAGUGCUCAAGAAUUAGUGAAAUUGUUAAACGAGCUUUUCGCUCGUUUUGAUCGAUUGGCGUCGGAAAACAACUGUCUGAGGAUCAAAUUGCUGGGCGACUGCUACUUCUGCGUAAGCGGUCUUCCGGAGACACGCGAGGACCAUGCACACUGCUGCGUCAACAUGGGUCUGCACAUGAUCCGCGCCAUACGCGACGUGCGGUACAACGCACAGGUGGACCUGGACAUGCGGAUAGGUAUCCACAGCGGGACCGUGUUAUGCGGCGUGCUGGGCCUGCUGAAGUGGCAGUUCGAUCUAUGGUCGCAUGACGUCACCGUCGCUAACCACAUGGAGAGUGGAGGACUGCCUGGUCGAGUCCACAUAUCGUCGGCGACACUGGAAUGCCUGAACGGAGCCUUCGAGGUGGAGCCAGGCGACGGCGGCUCGCGGGACCCCUACCUCAAAGAGCACGACUUCACCACCUACCUCAUCAAGAGCUCGGAGCAGCCGCGACGGACCAGGAACAGGUCGAAAGCUGGGAGCCAACAAAGUCAGCAACUGUGUGAGCCCUCGCGGCGCCCUAGCAGCGGCAUAGACGACGAGAUGACCACCGACUGGACGCCAGAGAUGCCUUUCCAAAACUACUACACAACGACAGCCGCGGGGGUAGUCCGCUGUAGAAAGCGGCGCGAUAGCGACGAGCUCAGCCAGGAUAAAGACAACGGAGACGUGCCCUCUCUUUCUGAUGCUGAGGAGGACGACAUAAUAAACCACUCGAUCGAGGUGAGCAGCAACCGGCGCAUGCGCGUGGCGAACAUGCAGGCGUGGACAUUACACUUCAGGCGCGCGGAGCUGGAGCAAAGGUUCGCGAGACUCGACGAGCGCACCUUCAAGUCCAACGUCAUGUGCUGCCUCGUUCUGUGGCUGUUCAUCGUCGCCGUGCAGUGCGUCAUGCACUUCAACUGCAUGGAGAUCGUGAUAAUCCUGGCGGCGAUGACGAUUCCACUGAGCGCUGCGUUCGUAUCAGUGAUGGCAGAAGAGUUCCCAGGCGCCUGCCCACGCCUGGCGAGCGUAUCGGCCGCACUCGGCGGCUCCCGCCUGCGCCGCGACAUACACAUCUGCCUGUUUGUCACCAUCAUGUCCAUCUCCAGUCCUGGCGCGAUGAUGAUACCACUGAGCGCUGCGUUCGUAUCAGUAAUGGCGGAAGAGUUCCCGGGCGCCUGCCCGCGCCUGGCGAGCGUUUCCUACGGUAACCCGUCGGCCGCGCUCGGGGGCUCCCGCAUGCGCCGCGACAUACACAUCUGCCUGUUCGCCACCAUCAUGUCCAUCUCCAGCACAGUAAAGCUCUACGUGUGCCCCUCAUCGUUCCCGCAAAGCGUGAAUUACACGAAUGGAAUCCUCAACGAGUCCAAUGCGACGACUCCAACCCUCUUAUCUGAAUACCGCGAGGUGCCGGGUGAAUGCUACAGACCCGAAUACGUGGUGUUCACGUGGAUUCUCUGCCUCGUGGCUCUGACGUCAAUCCUCAAGCUUUACUACCUCAUCAAGACCUGUCUGGCCAUCGUCAACGUGGCCAUGUACUCCGGCCUCCUGCUGUACUAUUACGACGUGUAUUACAUCAGCAGCGAAAACACUGCCACGCCGCUCAAAUUCUACGUGCAAAUGCUGAUCCUAAUGGUGAUGUUCCUGGUGAUGGUGGUGUACCACGCGCGGCUGAUCGAGGUGACGUCACGGCUGGACUUCCUGUGGAAGCUGCAGGCCGAGACCGACCUGGACGAGAUGGAGGACACGCAGAAGACCAACAAGCAUCUGCUGAAGCAUAUCCUUCCAGAUCACGUGGUCAACCACUUUCUGAGCAAGGAGUCUGCGCCAGAUGAGCUGUAUUCGCAGUGGCGCGACGAGGUGGGCGUGAUGUUCGCGGGAAUCCCGAACUUCCACGAGUUCUACUCCGAGCAGAAGGCCGUGGACUGCAUGCGGCUGCUCAACGAGAUCAUUUUUGAUUUCGACAAGUUGCUAAUGCAGCCGAGGUUCAAGAGCAUAGAGAAGAUCAAAACCAUUGGAGCCACGUAUAUGGCAGCUUCAGGAUUGAAUCCUAAUCAUAAGAGCGGCGACGACGACAGCGAGCACCUGUGCGCGCUGGUGGACUACGCGUUCGCGAUCCGCGAGGCGCUCGAGGACAUCAACAAGCACAGCUUCAACAAGUUCCGGCUGCGAGUAGGCAUAAGCUGCGGGCCGCUGGUGGGCGGCGUGAUCGGCGCGCGCAAGCCGGUGUACGACAUCUGGGGCAACACCGUCAACGAGGCCUCGCGCAUGGAGAGCACCGGCCUCAUGGACCGCAUCCAGGUCACCAAGUACACCAAGCAGCUGCUAGAAGUCCGCGGCUUCGAGCUAGAAAGCCGCGGCGGGGUAGAAGUGAAAGGCAAAGGCCGCAUGCACACGUGGUGGGUAGUCCGAGGCCGCGCAGGCCGCCGCCCCGCCGCCGCGUCAGCCCCGCCGCGCUCGCUCGCCGCCAUCGUGUAUACUAUGCUACAAGCGCGCAAGAGAAUAUACACACACCCGCUGGACGCAGCCGCUGCCACUACUACAUGCCGCAUGCACACGUGGUGGGUAGUGCGAGGCCGCGCGAGCCGCCGCCCCGCCGCCGCGUCAGCCCCGCCGCGCUCCCUCGCCGCCAUCGUGUAUACUAUGCUACAAGCGCGCAAGAGAAUAUACACGCACCCGCUGGACGCUGCCGCUGCUACUACUACUUGCGCGCAAGAGGAUAUACACGCACCCGCUGGACGCAGCCGCUGCUACUACUACUUGCCGCAUGCACACGUGGUGGGUAGUACGGGGCCGCGUCAGCCUCCGCGCUCGCUCGCCGCCAUCGUCUACACCAUGCUGCAGGCGCGCAAGAGGAUAUGCACGCACCCGCUGGACGCUGCCGCUGCUACUACUACUUGUAAGUACCGCCGCGCUCUCUCCCUUUCAUCGUCUAUCUAUAUUAUGCUACAGGCUCGCAAGAGGAUAUACACGCACCCGCUGGAUGCAGUAGCUGCAACGACUAUGUAUUUGUAA
This is a messenger RNA of Ostrinia nubilalis (European corn borer), 4510 nucleotides long. RefSeq names its product adenylyl cyclase 78C (gene Adcy8). Gene Ontology annotation, cellular component: plasma membrane. Lineage: Eukaryota; Metazoa; Arthropoda; Insecta; Lepidoptera; Crambidae. The transcript is spliced from 33 exons. The record is from RefSeq and is a predicted model, not a curated record. Gene Ontology annotation, biological process: adenylate cyclase-activating G protein-coupled receptor signaling pathway; intracellular signal transduction; cAMP biosynthetic process. The coding region runs from base 281 to 4510 and encodes 1409 amino acids. Gene Ontology annotation, molecular function: adenylate cyclase activity.